AUCCAGACGGCCGCGAUGAAGACGAAGAUAGCUCAGAUGAGGAACAAGAGUACCAAGAAUGGGUGGGUAGUAUGGUGGAGUGGUGUUGUCCGUUGUGUCAACUUCACAACACGUUCAAGACUCGGGAUAUGUUAUCGUUUCAUCUGCGACGUGACCACCACCAGGUGACUGUGUCCUGGACUCAGACAGGCCAAGAUGAUGAUCGGGGUUGGUGUAUCAAGCUUGUGCUUCCGGACUACGACGAACUGGAGUCAUCGUCCGAGGAAGAUGAAGAAGACGACGACGAAGAAUCAAGUAACCGCCUUGACCCUGUAAAAGAUGAGCUUGAGGUCGAAGAAGCGGUCCUACGAGAGCCAAGUACGGGCGCAACUCCUUCACGUAGUGCCCCUCGUCCUCGUGAACCACUCUUCCUGCCGGACAGUGACGAUGAUGAAUCGCUGCUGGCAACGACUGCGCCUGCCCUUCCGAAGGCGGAGGAGGUCCAACCGAAGGUCCAACACAUGGACUCCGUACCACCUGAGGCGAGGCUAGAUGUCUCUGCCACUCCUGAUGUUGUUCGGGACAGUCGAAACACGACAUCAGUCGCUGCGGUGACCUCUUAUCGUGGCUCUCUACCAUCCCGGUUCCCUAGCCCUCCGCCACCUACGGAUCCGCUCGGUCCUGCCGCUCAGUACCCCUUUUUGCCACAAACCAAUGCCGAUGGCCAGGAGGUGUACUCGUGCCGUAUUGGCGGACCUCGAAUCUAUGAUUUGCUCAACGAACUGUCGCUGGACGAGUUCGGGCUGAUGUCAUGGGCUAUCGUGGACAGAGAAGAGGAGCUGUUCGAGAUGGACGACGUGCGUGACGAGGACAAGGUGAUGCUCGCUUUGUGGAACAGGUGGAUUAUGCUUCACAAGACUGCAUUCAUCUUCAACGACUACUUUGAUGGCGUCAUAAGCUUCCUCGAACGACACUGGAAGUUCAUCCACAAGGCCGCGGGUUGGAGAGCUCUCAGAGCAUUCUUACUGAUGCUCAAUGUCAAUAAGUAUCUUACCCUCCCAAAAGUUCUCGAGGCAUUGAAGUACUACGAGGAGAAGACGGGGAUGGCCCUGUGGUAUCAGGAAGGAGCCGAAGCCAGCACAUAG
Trametes versicolor FP-101664 SS1 is the source of this 1124-nucleotide messenger RNA. RefSeq lists its product as uncharacterized. The transcript is spliced from 5 exons. NCBI's taxonomy places the organism in Eukaryota, Fungi, Basidiomycota, Agaricomycetes, Polyporales, Polyporaceae. The record is from RefSeq and is a predicted model, not a curated record. The coding region runs from base 72 to 1124 and encodes 350 amino acids.